Messenger RNA from Meleagris gallopavo (turkey), 2690 nucleotides. RefSeq names its product BRCA1 associated RING domain 1 (gene BARD1). NCBI's taxonomy places the organism in Eukaryota, Metazoa, Chordata, Aves, Galliformes, Phasianidae. Gene Ontology annotation, cellular component: BRCA1-BARD1 complex; BRCA1-A complex. The record is from RefSeq and is a predicted model, not a curated record. Gene Ontology annotation, biological process: protein K6-linked ubiquitination. Gene Ontology annotation, molecular function: ubiquitin-protein transferase activity; protein binding.
CCUCUAUGGCGCGGCCCUGGGCGCACACCCGAGCAGCGCUGGAGGGGCUGGAGAGGGCGCUGAGCUGCUCCCUCUGUGCCGGUGUGUUGCGGAAGCCCGUGUCUCUGGGGGGCUGCGAGCACGUCUUCUGUCUAUCUUGCAUGGGCGACCACGUUGGCAAAGGAUGCCCAGUGUGCCAUGUGCCAGCCUGGGUGCAAGACAUGCAGAUAAACCGUCAACUGGAUGACAUGGUCCAGCUCUGCAGCAAACUGCGGCGUCUCCUGGGUGCAGACAGCUCAGAUUCAACGGAAUCUACGUCUACACCAAUGUGCUCGGACUCUGGAGAAAACAGUAAGAAGGGACAAAUAAAAAUGUGGUUCAGCCCAAGAAGUAAGAAGAUUCGAUGCAUCGUGAACAGGAAUCAGCCUAAGCCUAAUAAUAAUGACCCUUGUCAAGACCCAUCUUCAGUUUAUCAUUUCUUUCCUUCCCCUGUUCAUGAAAAGCCCUCCAAAACAACAAAAAAGCAAACCCAGAGGCAGAGUAAGAAGAUGAAGAAAAAACGCCUAGCAAACAUCAACAAAGCGUGGGAUUUAGAGAAGCCUGAGCAAAAAGGAGGGGUUGAGGAGAAGACUUCCAAGGAGAAGCGUGUGACCAUUUGCAGUGAGACUCUAGUCCUGUGCACUCCAGAACCAAAUAGUCCCAAAGAGACACUUCAACAGGAAUCUGUAGAGGAAGCUGACUCCACCAAAAACUUGGAAGAAGUGGAAGUAUCUCCAGAGGUGAAAUCCUCAAAGGAGGAAGAUAAUGAUGAGGCUGUCUGUCCUGUACGAGUCAGCAAGGAAAAAAACUGUGCUGCAGAGAAAUUGCCAUCAAUAGAAAGCGAAGCAGUGCCUUUGAAACGUGGAAGGGAGCAAUCAAAACUUCCAGAUACUUCUCAGUCUAAAAGACGAAGAAGUGAGGGGAGCCUUAACAGGAAUUCAGGCAGUCAGACUUCUUGCUCAGAGGACUUGUCUCAGGAUUGCCCUAUCUCCCAAGUGACUGAACCCACGACACCUGUUCAGGUCUGUGGCAGUGUAAUGAGGACAAGAAGCUCUGCAGCAAGAAGUACUCCUUCACUUCCAAAAUCUCCCUCUACUCCAUCUACUUUCAAAGCUUGUAAUCAAGUAGGAAUACCUCAGAGUCCUUCUGUGUUCAAGUCCCCUGCUAGUAACACAAUUGCCAGAAGGAAUUACAAAGGGGAGACUUUGCUUCAUGUUGCUUCCAUCAAGGGUGACUUAGCAGCUGUUGAAGAGCUGCUGAAAAAUGGGGCAGAUCCCAAUGUUAAAGACAACGCUGGCUGGACACCACUGCACGAGGCGUGUAACCACGGGCACCAAGAGGUGGUGGAGCUGUUGCUACAACACAAAGCACUGGUGAAUUCUACGGGCUAUCAGAACGAUUCGCCCCUUCACGACGCUGCCAAGAAUGGGCACGUGAGCAUUGUUGAGCUGCUGCUUCUGCAUGGUGCCUCCCGUGAUGCAGUUAAUAUAUUUGGUCUGCGGCCUGUGGACUAUGCAGAGAGUGAAAAGAUGAAGUCUGUGCUAAUGUUACCAGUCAAGAACGAAUCAUUUUCAUUUAGCCAGCCCUCUGAGAGCCCAAGCCAGCCUAGAGAUGGACCUCUUGGUAUCCUGGGGAGCAGUCUUAGUUCAAAACAACAGAAAUUGCUGAACCAGCUAGCAACAGUUCUGAAGGCUCGAAGGUGUACUGAAUUUAACAGCACAGUAACCCACGUUGUUAUUCCUGAUAUUCCAAUGCCAAGCACUCUUAAAUGUAUGAUGGCUGUUCUGACUGGAUGUUGGGUUCUGAAGUUUGAGUGGAUACAAGCCUGUCUACAAAGCACAGUUCGAGAACAAGAAGAGAAGUAUGAAAUCCAAGGUGGCCCACAAAGGGGCCGGCUCAACAGAGAACAGCUGCUGCCUAAGCUGUUUGAUGGAUGCUACUUCUAUUUCUUGGGAUCAUUCAAAAGUCACCAGAAGAGCGAUCUUGUGGAGCUGAUCAAAGCAGGAGGAGGACAAAUCCUGGUUAGGCAGCCGAAACCAGACAGCGAUGUGACACAGACGAUCAACACGGUGGCAUACCAUGCAGAAUCUACUUCUGACCAGAGAUUUUGCACUCAGUAUGUCAUCUAUGAUGCAUCUUCUAAAUUCAAACCGGAGAAAAUUCGUCAAGGCAAAGUCUGGUUUGCUCCCUCCAGCUGGAUUGUGGACUGCAUAAUGUCAUUUCAGCUGCUGCCUGUAAAGUGAACAUCCCUGUCUCACAACUAAGACUUUUAAAAAGUGGUGAAUCUUCAGCAGCUGGAAAAUGCUGGUCUGAAGCUCUGAUUUAUGUUUUGCACUCGGUAACUCAUUUACAUGGUCAAAAGCUCCUCUGUAUUCCAAGAUCAUUGUGAUAGGCUGGAAUAAAUGGCCUGACAAUGGAAUAGGGGAAAAAAAGAUGCUGCAUUGAAAAGUUGUGCCUUGGAUCAUUUACUAAGCUUUAUUUUUACAUUUAACUUCACUGUAAUAAUCACUGACGUUUUAUAAGACUUUGCAAAAUGAAGUCUUUUGAAUUUUGACUUAAAUCAAGCUUAGUUGAUGAUAGAGCAUGACCCUGUUUCUUUUGUUUGGUGUGCUUUGACAAGGAUCUACUACGUGUGUCAAGACUUCCCAGCCAGGACAGAAUUUGUAUUUAUU